This is a messenger RNA of Darwinula stevensoni, 598 nucleotides long. The record is from the annotation of a GenBank genome assembly. Lineage: Eukaryota; Metazoa; Arthropoda; Ostracoda; Podocopida; Darwinulidae.
GCACUUUUCAGGUUCUGUUGUAUCCAUAUCACAUCCUCAGCCAAAUGAUGUGGUGCAUAGCAUUGCUUGACCUGAAAAACGGCGAAUCGCACAGCCCUGCUGCACCGACUCUAUGUGGAGUGCCACUGAUAGAGAAUGAAAAGAGGGUAAGGUCCCAAUAAGAGGCACCAUGACACCCUUCGAAGACAUCCUGUACCUCUUCAACAACAUUCUCCUGGGCGAAGAACCUACGAUAGAAGAUUUCAUUCUUCUGAUAGGGACUUCGGUGGCGUUCAUUGCAUUUAUCCUGUGGUGUUGCUUCCCCAUUGUGCCAAAGGACACACCCGCCACGCAACAGUCCCAGUCGGAGAGCCUCAAGUACACGCAGUACAAGAAGACGGAUUAUUACGACGAGGAGUGAUCCACCCUCCUCUCCCCCUGCAUUCUCAAUGCAGUAUCCCCCAAACUUAUUUGUGAUAUUUUUUUGAAAUGUUUUCAAGACUUUGGUUCCUUGCAUUGUUUCUGCCAACCCGUUCUCUUUGUUAUGCAUUGGUUUUUAAGUUGGAGAGUUUUGUUCUCCCCAUGAUAAAAGGUCCACUAUAUAUUCAGUGUCUUCGUA